Passer domesticus (house sparrow) is the source of this 2210-nucleotide messenger RNA. It is a transcript of the gene RBPMS2, whose product is annotated as RNA binding protein, mRNA processing factor 2. The transcript has 8 exons. The record is from RefSeq and is a predicted model, not a curated record. Gene Ontology annotation, biological process: negative regulation of smooth muscle cell differentiation. The coding region runs from base 259 to 861 and encodes 200 amino acids. Gene Ontology annotation, molecular function: mRNA binding; protein homodimerization activity. Lineage: Eukaryota; Metazoa; Chordata; Aves; Passeriformes; Passeridae.
CGGCGGCGGCUGGGGCUGGGGCGCGUCGGCCCCGCAGCUGCGGCUCGUUGCGCUCCGCUCGGCCCCGCUCCGCCCGGCCCGGCCCGGCCCUUAACAGCGGCGCCGUCCCGGGACGCCGUAUGUGAGCCGGGAGGGCAGCGCCGCACCGCCCCGCACCGCCCCCGCGCACCCGCACCGCACCGGCACCGCACCGGCACCCCGGCUCGGCCCCGCGGAGCUCCGGAGCAGCCGGCACCACCCUCGCCCCGGCACCCCACCAUGAGCAACCUCAACAAGGACACCGAGCACACCAACGGCGGCGGCACCGUCGAGGAGGAGGUACGGACGCUGUUUGUCAGUGGCCUUCCUGUGGAUAUCAAACCCAGAGAGCUCUACCUUCUCUUCCGACCAUUCAAGGGUUAUGAGGGGUCACUGAUCAAGCUGACUUCAAAGCAGCCAGUGGGUUUUGUGACCUUUGACAGCCGGGCUGGCGCUGAAGCAGCCAAGAACGCCUUGAAUGGCAUCCGCUUCGACCCCGAGAACCCCCAGACCUUGCGGUUAGAGUUCGCCAAAGCCAACACAAAGAUGGCCAAGAGCAAGCUGAUGGCCACACCGAACCCCACCAACAUCCACCCUGCCUUGGGUGCACAUUUCAUUGCACGGGACCCCUAUGACCUGACUGGAGCGGCUCUCAUCCCAGCGUCGCCGGAAGCGUGGGCUCCCUACCCCCUGUACACCACGGAGCUGACCCCUGCCAUCCCCCACGCCGCCUUCACCUACCCGGCCGCGGCUGCCGCGGCCGCCGCUCUUCACGCUCAGAUGCGCUGGUAUCCUCCCUCUGAAGCUACCCAGCAAGGAUGGAAGUCUCGUCAGUUUUGUUAGUUCAUUACGUCUCUCCUCGGCCUGUGUUCCUCCUCCCUGCCUCUCCGCAGAGGGAAGUGCCAGGGACGAUUUCCUCCUCCCUGCCUCUCCGCAGAGGGAAGUGCCAGGGACGAUUUCCUCCUCCCUGCCUCUCCGCAGAGGGAAGUGCCAGGGACGAUGGCUCCGGCUCCUCUGGAUUUGGUCCGUGGCCAGAGGACAAGGCGCCUGGCCCCGCCGCGCUGCCCCCGGCGCUGCCAGCACCCCUCUCCCUGGACUGUGAAGCCAUCGCGGCCCCAGCCAUGGGCUGUGUGCUGCCUCCACCCUCUCUCCAUCCAUCCAUCCCUCCCUCAGGCCACCCCCAGGACCUCCUCCCUGCCUGAGCUUUGCCAUCCGGCUGCACUGAAACCCAGCCGGGGGCCAGGUCCUGGGCUUCCCCAGGCUCUCCCUGCCCCGGGGGCAGCUCGGCUGAAGGAAUCGAAAGGCAAAAAUGGGUUUUGCAUGUUUUCUGGCAUGAAUUAAAACACUUAACUUGUGUCUGUGUGAGUGUAAGUUUGUUUGUUCUAGCGUUUGUGUAACCGUUAGCAACAGGUCUUGGCCCAACGGAUUGAUCCAUCAAGGUUUUCCUCUUGCUUCGGUGAAGACUUGGCUUUGAGAAAUACUAACUGUCCUUGUCUCACCCCUUCUUCCACCUCCACCCUCCCCUCCCCAGGACGACCAGAAAAAUUUGAAAAAUGCUUUUUUUUUUCCCUUUUAUUUUUUUUUUAAGUAUGAUGCACUGGGUUUUUGUUCUCAUCCAUUCUGCUUGUUUUAAAGUCAGGGUUAUUAUAUUUUUUUCCUUCUUCAAACUUCUAUAUAUAGAACAGCUGUAAAAUUUCUAACCUCUUUUUUUUCCCCACAUUCUUCUGAUUGGAGAGCAUCCAGUCUUGCCAAAUAAUCAGCCAUCCUUAUGGGAAUACCGAACAAAAAAAAAAAGUACGAGUAUUUUUGUACCAUGUGUAAUAAGGAAAUAUUUAUGCAUCAUAAAGAAUUUCUUGUGUGUUUGUGUGCAAUUAAUUAUUAUUAUUAUUAAAGAGAAAUUGUAAUCCUGUAAGAUAAGUUAAUGUUUAGUUAAAAGCUUGAAAAAGAAGGGUUGUCUUCUGUACCAAUGAUUCAGUCAGGCAUAGUAAACAAGAAAUUGUGCAAUUUUUGUUUUAGCAUCUUAUUGCUUGGUAUUGAAGUGCUUUAAGUAUUAUCUGACCAUGGCUGUCUCGCUUGUAUUAAAAGAUUUGAGAAUAAGUUGCUCUAUAAUUGCUGAUCCUAUGAGAAUGUGAAACUGGAUAAUAUAUGAAAUGCAACCAAAAAAAAAUAUAUAUACCCAGAGGCUGCUGUGA